CUCAACAUUUCAGUCUCCAUCAUCUGUCCAAACUUUCUCAAUUUCUCAAAUUUUGGAUAUUCACCAACCAUAUACUAUAUCAUCAUUAUUUAAUACUUAUCCAAUAUGUCCAAAAUUGUCUCUUUAUAAGUCUCACUCACUUCAUAAACACAUAGCUCAAUCCAAAAUCCAUUCUGGUGUUUUAUUGAAUACUAUAAUCCAUGGAAGAUCAACUAGUAAAAACAAGUGAAAAUCAACAAAAACAACCCAUAAGAUGUAAAGCUGCGGUUUGUCGCAAACCAGGUGAACCAUUGAUUAUUGAAGAGAUCUUUGUUGCUCCACCAAUGCCACGUGAAGCUAGGAUUCGUAUUAUAUGCACCUCUCUAUGUCAUAGCGAUAUCAUUUUUUGGAACAUGCAGGGUCCUCCUGCAAUUGUUCCAAGGAUUCUGGGUCAUGAGGCAAUUGGGGUUGUGGAAAGUGUUGGAGAGGAUGUAACAGAACUUACAAAAGGAGACACUGUUAUUCCAAUCUUCAUGGCGGAUUGUGAAGAGUGUAUAGAUUGCAAAUCAACAAAGAGUAACCUUUGUUCAAAGUUUCCUUUCGAGAUUUCACCUUCGAUGAUUAGAUAUGAUACCAGUAGAUUCACUGAUCUAAACGGAGAGAUCAUACACCAUUUCCUAUUUGUCUCUAGCUUUAGUGAGUACACUGUGGUUGACAUUGCCAAUCUACUCAAGAUUGAUCCUGCAGUUCCUCCCAAUAGGGCCUGCCUCCUCAGUUGUGGUGUAUCAACAGGGGUAGGUGCUGCUUGGAAAACAGCAAAUGUGGAGCCAGGGUCUACAGUAGCUAUCUUUGGACUGGGAUGUAUUGGAUUAGCAGUUGCUGAGGGAGCUAGACUUUGUGGAGCAACUAGGAUUAUUGGUGUGGAUAUCAAGCCAGAAAAAUUUGAAAUUGGAAAGAAGUUUGGAAUCACAGACUUUGUGCAUGCUGGAGAAUGUGAAAACAAAUCUGUGAGCCAGGUUAUCAUAGAGAUGACUGGUGGGGGAGCAGAUUAUUGCUUUGAAUGUGUUGGUAUGGCAUCAUUGGUGCAUGAAGCAUAUGCUGCAUGUAGAAAGGGUUGGGGAAAAACAAUUAUGUUAGGAGUGGACAAGCCAGGAUCUAAGAUUAGCAUCAAUAGUAAUGAUGUUCUUUUUCAAGGGAAGACUCUUAUGGGAUCCAUAUUUGGAGGACUCAAACCCAAAACUGAUGUGCCAAUUCUUUUUAAACGCUACAUGGACAAGGAACUAAAUUUGGAUGAGUUUGUCACACAUGAGGUGAAGUUUAAAGACAUCAACAAAGCUUUUGAUUUAUUGGUUAAAGGAGAGUGUCUUAGAUGUGUGAUUUGGAUGGACAAAUGAGUUCAUCUUUGUGUAUGUCAAUGUAAUAAUUGUUACAUUUAGACCUUGAAUUAUGUCAAUAUGUAAUAUGUUGAAUAAUGCCAUCUUUUAUAUUUGAUGAAAAAACAUAUUUCAUCUAAAUAUAAAGCCGCCAAUAAGUAUAAAAAGAAUUCGGGUGUUCGAUUCUUAAA
Trifolium pratense (red clover) is the source of this 1543-nucleotide messenger RNA. Its product is annotated as alcohol dehydrogenase-like 7. Gene Ontology annotation, molecular function: S-(hydroxymethyl)glutathione dehydrogenase [NAD(P)+] activity; zinc ion binding. The record is from RefSeq and is a predicted model, not a curated record. Gene Ontology annotation, biological process: formaldehyde catabolic process. Lineage: Eukaryota; Viridiplantae; Streptophyta; Magnoliopsida; Fabales; Fabaceae. The transcript is spliced from 9 exons. Gene Ontology annotation, cellular component: cytosol. Bases 201 to 1373 code for a protein of 390 amino acids.